Messenger RNA from Malurus melanocephalus (red-backed fairy wren), 992 nucleotides. RefSeq names its product protein TsetseEP-like. The record is from RefSeq and is a predicted model, not a curated record. Gene Ontology annotation, biological process: regulation of cytokinesis; endocytic recycling. The transcript has 2 exons. Gene Ontology annotation, cellular component: midbody; cleavage furrow; endocytic vesicle. The annotation marks the transcript as partial. Gene Ontology annotation, molecular function: calcium ion binding. Lineage: Eukaryota; Metazoa; Chordata; Aves; Passeriformes; Maluridae.
CGGCCCCGGAGCGGCGGCGCGGCCGGACCGCGGCUUGUUUCUCGGUGCCGCUGCCGCCUCCCCCAACCCCCGGCCACGAGCAGGACCCGCGGCCCCAGCGCUCGGAGCCGCCGCUCCCCGGGCGGGGCGGGACCGGCGGGGCCGCCCCCGGUGUCGGCGGGCGGGGCCGGCGCUCCUCGCACAAAGCCGUGAGUGCCGGGGAGACCGCACCGGCACCGGCACCGCCCCGAUGUGAGCGGGGCAUGGCCGCGGGGCAUGGCCCGGGGCGGGCGGCGGCGGGCGCGGAGCGCCGGCGGUGAAGAUGGAGCCGCGUCCGCCUGGGACCGAGCCCCCGCUGCCCCGGGGGCCGGGACCGGGACCCGAGCCGGAGCCGGAGGUGGAACCGGAACCGGAGCCGCAGCGGGACCUGGAACCCGAGCCGGACCUGGAUUUGGAACCAGAACCGGAGCUGGCCCUAGAACCGGGGGUGGACCUGGAACCAGAGCCAGAGCUGGACCUAGAACCCAAGCUGGAUCUGGAACCGGAGCCGGAGCUGGACCUAGAACCCAAGCUGGAUCUGGAACCGGAGCCGGAGCUGGACCUAGAACCCAAGCUGGAUCUGGAACCGGAGCCGGAGCUGGAACAGGAGGCGGACCCGGAGCGGGAUCCGGAGCUGGACCCGGACCCAGAGCUGGAGCUGGACCUCUGGGCACUUGAGCCCGCCGCUCCCGGCGCGGGGCCGCCGCCCUGGGGCCCGGGGGACGCGGGGGGCAGCCCGGGCCCGGGGGUCCCCGCCGAGCCCCCGCCGGAGGAGGAGCCGCGCCUCCGCCCGGUCUUCGACGCCCUGGACCGGGACGGCGACGGCUUCGUGCGCGUGGAGGAGUUCGUGCAGUUCGCCACGGCCUACGGCGCCGAGCAGGUCAAGGACCUAACAAAAUACCUGGAUCCCAGUGGCUUGGGAGUCAUCAGCUUCGAAGAUUUCCAUCGGGGGAUCAGAGCCAUCAAAAAUGGAG